This is a messenger RNA of Grammomys surdaster, 2297 nucleotides long. RefSeq names its product mitochondrial calcium uptake 2 (gene Micu2). Bases 16 to 1311 code for a protein of 431 amino acids. Gene Ontology annotation, molecular function: calcium ion binding. NCBI's taxonomy places the organism in Eukaryota, Metazoa, Chordata, Mammalia, Rodentia, Muridae. Gene Ontology annotation, cellular component: uniplex complex. Gene Ontology annotation, biological process: calcium import into the mitochondrion; mitochondrial calcium ion homeostasis. The transcript is spliced from 12 exons. The record is from RefSeq and is a predicted model, not a curated record.
GGCGCUUCCGCAAAGAUGGCGGCGGCAGCGGGAAGAAGCGCUCGGCUGGCGGCCUGGGGCGGAAGGCUGAGGCGCGGGCUCGCGGCCGGCCGACGAGCUGUGCCGAGUCGCGGCCCUCUGGCAGCGGCUGUAGCCGGCGUGGCCCUGGCAGGCGCAGGAGCGGCAUGGCACCACGGCCUCGUGAAAGCAGCUGCGCGCGAGGGCACCCUUACGGUGUUGGCGCAGAAAAAUAACUUGGGACCAAUAGAGAAACUUUCUGUCCGCAAACAGCGGUUCAUGCAGUUUUCAUCCCUGGAGCAUGAUGGAGAGUAUUACAUGACACCCCGAGACUUCCUCUUCUCAGUCAUGUUUGAGCAAGUGGAGCGUAAAACACUAGUCAAGAAACUGGCAAAAAAGGACAUCGAGGAUGUACUGUCAGGAAUCCAAACAGCACAUUGUGGAUCAACGUUUUUUAGAGACCUGGGUGAUAAAGGGGUAAUUUCAUAUACCGAGUAUCUUUUCUUGCUUACAAUCCUCACAAAACCUCACUCUGGGUUCCAUGUUGCUUUUAAAAUGCUGGAUGCAGAUGGAAAUGAGAUGAUUGAGAGAAAGGAGUUUGUUAAGCUCCAGAAGAUCAUAAGUAAGCAAGAUGGCUUCAAGACAGUUAAGACCAAUGAGACAGAAUACCAGGAACCAACAGUGAAAGAGCCUGGAGUAAACACAACCCUUCAAGUGCGUUUCUUUGGAAAAAGAGGAGAAAAAAAACUUCAUUAUAAAGAAUUUCGAAGAUUUAUGGAAAAUUUACAAACAGAAGUUCAAGAAAUGGAAUUCCUUCAGUUUUCUAAAGGUCUGAAUUUCAUGAGGAAAGAAGACUUUGCAGAGUGGCUACUUUUCUUCACUAACACUGAAAAUAAAGACAUUUACUGGAAAAACGUGAGAGAAAAGUUGUCAGUAGGAGAGAGCAUUAGUCUGGAUGAGUUCAAGUCCUUUUGCCGUUUUACAACACAUUUGGAAGACUUUGCUAUCGCCAUGCAAAUGUUUAGUUUAGCUCAUCGACCUGUGAGGCUGGCGGAGUUCAAGAGAGCUGUGAAGGUGGCGACUGGCCAAGAGCUCUCAGACAACCUUCUGGACACUGUCUUUAAGAUCUUUGACCUGGAUGGGGACGAGUGCCUCAGCCACGGAGAGUUUCUUGGGGUACUGAAAAACAGGAUGCAUCGAGGUUUAUGGGCAUCACAGCAGCAGAGUGUGCAGGAAUACUGGAAGUGUGUGAAGAAGGAGAGCAUCAAGGGGGUAAAGGAGGCCUGGGGACAGGCUGGCAAGGGCCCCUUCUGAGGGGACGCGAUACGAGAGCUCAAGAUGCCACAUGUAUGCUUUUCAAAGAAUUAGCUCGUUUUCUAUACGUCUUCAUUGAGUUGCUUUGAAGUGUAAAGAUGCCAUGUACUCAUUUUCUGAUUUGGGAAUUUUGGAGGGAUUGGGGGAGGUGAAUAAGUAUGUGCCACAGUGGGAAGUCCGAGACCAACCUGUGGGACCCGGUUCUCUGGUCUACCAUGGGAGUCCCAGAGUUUGAACUCAGGUCAUGAGCUUUGGCAUCAAGUGCCUUUACCUGAUAUAACCAUCUCACCAGCUCUGACUCAGUAAUUUCUUGGUGAAUUCUCAUUACACAAACUAUUCCUUUAUGAAAACACACACUGCUCUUUUAAAGGCCUGAGUGCAAAGUGUACUUUCUGGAGGGCUAAACCAGUCCAUCAGGGAAGGGACUUCAUUCCCAAGACAAGUGGCCUAGGGAGUAGCUGCAGUUAGACACUCGCUCCAGGGUUUCUUUGCUCCCUGCCUUGAAAAUAGCAUGUGAGUGACAGUGUCCUGUCUGGAAGCAGGAUAAAGUAUUUACGUUGAUACAAAAAAAUUAGUUCUUUUUAAAUGUUCCAUGCUUUUGAAAUAUAAAUACAGUAUCCAGGUGAGAGGGCUCAGCCAGCAUAGGACACAGCUGGGUACCAUAGUUUCCUAACAAGCAGCAGGUUGAAUUCCAUCUCCAGCCACUCGUGCACACACAGAUACACACAUUCACACACAUACAGUGAUCAUAAUAUCAAGGCUUCAUAGAGUAAGGUAUCUUGGGUUUGGGAAACAUUCAAUAUGGCACUAUAAAGUAGUUUACAAUAAAAUAAAUAUGAAAUAAUGUUAUAUGGAGAUGUAUGUACAUGUUUAUGUAUGUGUAUACGGGUGGGCACAAGUGUCUGUGGAAGCCCCUGCUCCUGUAAAUAACCUCAUGUGUCGGAAGUAAUCAAAAUAAACCCAUUAGUUCACCAAGCUAAACUCGA